Molecule: messenger RNA, 958 nt
Organism: Cornus florida
Lineage: Eukaryota; Viridiplantae; Streptophyta; Magnoliopsida; Cornales; Cornaceae
Product: salutaridine reductase-like
Exons: 5
Coding region: 59-904 (281 amino acids)
Cellular component (GO): membrane
Source: RefSeq, a predicted model, not a curated record
AACAUCAACUUGCAACAAGUCACUAACAUUGAUCAACUACUCUAGUUCUUCAUCAGAAAUGGAAGAGACCACCAACAGUACUUCAACAGCGAAAAGGUAUGCUGUGGUUACAGGAGCCAACAAAGGAAUUGGACUCGAGAUAUGCCGACAGCUAGCAUCUAAUGGAAUUGCAGUAAUAUUAACAGCCAGAGAUGAGAAGAAGGGUGUUGAAGCUAUAGACAAUCUCAAAGUUUCUGGCCUCUCAGAUAUGUUUUUUCAUCAACUUGACGUCAAUAAUGCAGGAAUUCUUGGACUUACUACGGAUCAUGAAGCAUAUAGAGACUACAGACAAGGAGGGGGGAUCGUGAGCGAUGAGGAUGCUCACUUGUUGGACAAACUCAUGAAGCAAACUUAUGAGAUGACACAAGAGUGUCUCAAGACAAAUUAUUAUGGAACCAAAGGAGUAACUGAAGCACUUCUUCCUCUCCUGCAACUCUCCAAUUCAGCAAGAAUAGUGAACGUUUCCUCUGUUAAUGGACAACUAAGUUUUAUCAACAACGAGAAGGUCAAAGAAGAGUUGCAGAAUGUCGACAGCUUAACAGAAGAGAAAAUAGACAAGAUUUUGCUGUGGUUUCUAAUGGAUUUUAAGGAGUAUAAGUUGCAGGCUAAUGGGUGGCCCCUUAUAGUGUCUGCUUAUAAAGUUUCCAAAGCUGCCAUAAAUGCCUAUACUAAACUUGUAGCAAGGAAAUUCCCUGAUUUUCGUGUAAAUUGUGUUCAUCCUGGAUAUGUCAAAACAGAUAUGAAUGAUAACACAGGAAACUUGACUCCAGAGGAAGGUGCUAGAGCACCUGUAAUGCUGGCUUUGUUGCCUGAUAAUGGUCCUUCUGGCUCCUACUAUGAUGAGAUGCAUGCAUCCAUCUUCUGAUCUAAAAAUAAUCUGCAUAUAUGUGAAUGAUAAUGGCUAGUUAUACUUGUGGUA